GUACUCCAUGGCCUACCAAAAAAAGAAAGAAAAAUCGCGGCAUACCCUUAUCCUUUGGGAUCACAAAACGUAAUCCAAAUUCCAAACAAUCACGAGUCCAUACUACCACUCAGGCUCCAUCCAUGGCAGGGACCGACACCAACGCCCCGAGAAGAAGGCUGGCCUCCGUUUCCAACCACCUUGCUCCGGUUCGCUGGGCUUCGAGCAAUGGCGGUUCGAUUGGGUUCUGUGAUUGUAGCGGUUCAAUCAACGAUAGCUACCACCGGAUACAUGGACAAGUCCCGACCCACGAGCCUGUUUGGAGAGCUGUUGCUUGUGACGACAGUGGUAAGGAGUAUACGGACAUUAUCUACGAGAAAGCUGUUGGAGAAGCCAUUGCGAAGAUCACAAUAAACAGACCAGAGCGCAGAAAUGCUUUCCGACCACAUACAGUGAAGGAGCUUAUAAUAGCAUUCAACGAUGCCAGAGAUGAUAGUUCAGUCGGAGUCAUCAUUCUUACUGGAAAGGGAACGGAAGCAUUUUGUAGUGGUGGGGACCAGGCAUUGAGAAACAAAGACGGCUAUGCUGAUUAUGAGAACUUUGGUCGCCUUAAUGUUCUAGAUUUACAGGUGCAGAUUCGGCGUCUUCCAAAACCUGUUAUUGCUAUGGUUGCAGGUUAUGCUGUUGGGGGAGGACAUGUCUUGCAUAUGGUUUGUGAUCUAACAAUUGCAGCAGAUAAUGCUAUUUUUGGUCAAACGGGUCCAAAGGUUGGAAGCUUCGAUGCUGGCUAUGGAAGUUCCAUUAUGUCCCGGCUGGUUGGGCCUAAAAAGGCGCGUGAAAUGUGGUUUUUGGCAAGGUUUUAUACUGCUUCAGAAGCAGAGCGAAUGGGACUUGUCAACACAGUUGUCCCAGUAGAGAAGUUAGAAAAAGAAACAGUUAAGUGGUGUCGAGAGAUCUUACGAAACAGCCCAACUGCGAUUCGGGUGCUGAAAUCUGCUCUUAAUGCAGUUGAUGAUGGGCAUGCUGGACUCCAGGAACUUGGAGGAAAUGCCACUCUGUUAUUUUAUGGAACUGAGGAGGGCAAUGAGGGGAAGACAGCAUACAUGGAACAUAGACGACCGGAUUUCUCAAAAUUCCCUAGACGACCCUAAUGUUCGUUGAUUUCUCUCAAAUUUUUAUCAACCUUGUGACUUCCAAGACUAGGUGAUCGAGUCUCAAAUUUGUUUAGGCCUGGAAAACAAAAGCAGAUGCAGAAAUCGUUCUCUCUGUUCUCUGGUAACCUAUGUGUCUAUCCGCGUGCUCUAUUAAUGGACAUGUAAUUUGCUCUUGCUGGGAAGAACAACCCCUCUUGUUUUGAGUGAUGUUACUGAUGUAAGGGCUGAUAAAUAAUUAUUCUUAAUAGAAGCCUUGUUUUUGUUUUUCUGUGGCA
Molecule: messenger RNA, 1408 nt
Organism: Rhododendron vialii
Lineage: Eukaryota; Viridiplantae; Streptophyta; Magnoliopsida; Ericales; Ericaceae
Product: 1,4-dihydroxy-2-naphthoyl-CoA synthase, peroxisomal
Exons: 9
Coding region: 123-1130 (335 amino acids)
Biological process (GO): menaquinone biosynthetic process
Cellular component (GO): cytosol
Molecular function (GO): 1,4-dihydroxy-2-naphthoyl-CoA synthase activity
Source: RefSeq, a predicted model, not a curated record